This is a messenger RNA of Cylicostephanus goldi, 261 nucleotides long. The record is from the annotation of a GenBank genome assembly. NCBI's taxonomy places the organism in Eukaryota, Metazoa, Nematoda, Chromadorea, Rhabditida, Strongylidae.
GACGGAACGCCGACAAGCUACAGGCACCUAGCGAACAUAUCAAGAAAAAUCGUGAGGGAAGCUGCAACCGCAUCAUCAGCUAUCCAUGACUUCGACAUUGAAGAUGAUGUCGACAAGGAGUUCAGAAAACUCGACGAUAGCGUUGAAGAGGAGCACAAAGCUGAGGUUUACGAACAAGACAGCAAUGGCGGUUCCCCUGAAUUAGACGAAAUUCGCUUAUCUGCAUUAGCUAAGAAAUUGCAGGAAAGAACAAGAUUCUGA